Messenger RNA from Mixia osmundae IAM 14324, 3063 nucleotides. Its product is annotated as glycoside hydrolase family 17 protein. Bases 1 to 3063 code for a protein of 1020 amino acids. NCBI's taxonomy places the organism in Eukaryota, Fungi, Basidiomycota, Mixiomycetes, Mixiales, Mixiaceae. The record is from RefSeq and is a predicted model, not a curated record. The transcript has 4 exons.
AUGGCAGACAAAGAACGACUAGCUCGAAGCGAUUCGCUACAGACGGCCUGGCCCAUCCGAACAAGAUCGGACCGUUCCUCGCAGCAAACAGUCAAAGUCUACCAGCGCACUCGUCCUACAUUUUCGCGUCGAUCGGCACAGUACAACAGCAAGCUGAUCGAGCCAGAAACCGAGUCAAAGUCUGCUAAAGCUCUCAAAGCUGACAUACUCGAUUCACUCUCGUCCUUGACACUCUGCGAAACACCGUCCCUGUCAGCUUCUCUCUCGUCGUCGAUCUACCUUUCCCCGGGCUACGAUGAUGCUGCGCUCCCAUGUCAGCCGAGACGAGCCGGUAUCAGGGAGCGACUCAACAGCUCUCUCUCGUCUUCAGUGCUCGCCCUCAGUCCUCCCUCUCGCAACAAGAUGCAGCGCGCAAAAUCGGCCCAGAUGUCGUUGGCGUCUGCCGCUACCACCAUACAUAGCGAAGAGAAUUCCAGUCAGGUCUUCGGAGUUGCGUUCAGUCCCGACAAGAUCACACUGAGGUCGCCUAAAACUCUUAACGGCACGACGGCGUCACGCACAGGCAGGAGAGGUUUCAGCCUAUUCAGUCCUCCACGCACAACAAGAUCACAAAUGUCAAACGUCACGCCGCAGGUCGAUCUGCCACCGUCCUUCUCGCAAUUACUUGACACCGAUCUUCGCACUGAGCUCGAAUCCGUUUCGAUGUACCGCCGUCACAUGUAUCCUCAAUCGGCGAAAGGGCUCAAAGCGUCAAAGUCGUCUGCAACAUUGCUGACUCGUUCAGCAAAAGGCCAGAUCACCAAAGCGCCUUCGAGCAGACGCGCGACCAUCUCGUCAGCUAUCAAUGCGCUCAGUAACUUCUCGAGCUCAGUGCUCGCGCUUGCACCUUUUCCUGACACGAACACCCACGCCGACAAAGCGCUCGAACAAGACCAGGCAACGCAAGAUCCGGACCUGUCGCUUGCUUCGUCUACCUUUCCAGCAUGGCAUGUUCGCACCGGAUCUGGCUCCGGCUCGCUCGCGGCCGGACUCGAUCGUGACUUGCCGGCCCUGCCUCAGGAUGUACAUGUGACGGACCCUGCGGUCCAAGCAAAGCACCAGGCGCUCGAGCGAUCACUCAGCGAUCUGAUGCUUGCAGCUGCAGACAUCUUCGAGCCACUCCCUUUACCUUUGCGCUCCUCGCAUCGAGUCCGUCAUGCUGCCGGCACGCCUCGUUUGAUCCCUGCAAGAUCGCUGAACGUUUCGCCCACGCCAAGGAAGUCACACGGAAAUGGCAUGCCGCUUCGCAAGUACGCUUCUGCUCAGCAACUCUAUCAUCGCCGUUUCGACUCUGGCUCAUCAGCAAAUCACGAAAAGGCAAUCAGACGUCAGAUCUCGCUCGAUCAGCUCCUCUUGUCAGACAACACGCCUUCCCGGGCUGAUAGGGAAGCCGGCAUUCAGCGUGAGAGUCAGCUCUAUUCGACACCGUUUCAGUCAAUGCCUACUGUCGACGAUCAUCAACGCGGUAGCUCUUUCAGCGGCUCGCACAUGAGUCUCAUGUCCUUUGCGCAGCCAGCACGGGUCACGGAGCCUGCUAAGGCGCAUACUAGACCUACUCGUGAGCGCAAGCCAACUUACCUUUCCAUCGCAGAAGAGUCGACUCCGAUCAAUACGCUUGAAAGAUUGCAGCAGGUGCAGACAAGGCCAAACUCCUACUUUGCUCAUUCGCCUUCCAACCCUUCCGUCUGGACGCACCCCGGCGUCAUUUCGCCUUCACCUACUUGCCGAUUCACGUCAGAGAUAGAUAAUGCGCGUCUGAGUCCUUUCUGGACGGAGGAUUCGCGAGACAACUCUCAAAGCAAGUCACGAUCCCAUUGGUUGCGUCUCAAGGUUGCUCUACUUGCUCAUGCAAGCACCGCUCUUGCGGUCGUAAAGAGAAGCGUGGGAACGCAGACCGCCAAGCAGGAUGAGGAGAAAAGGGUCGAAUUCAGCACGCCUAAACGAGGACCCGGUCUGACUACGAAAACCACAUCAAAGAAUCUAGCCCGCACGAUGACUAUGCAUCCGGGCGACAAGGAAAAAGCUACCUACAACCACCUUGGCGAUAGCAGACAGUCUGACUACUUCAGAGAUUCGCAGGGCAGGCUUCGUAAGCUCAAAAUUGCUGGUCUUGCGCUGAUCGUACUCGUUGUGGCCUUGGCCAUUGUGGCGGUAUCACUUGCGAUUACUCGCGGGGCACGAGUAGGCGCUGGCGAUAUGCCGAUGGCGACGAACGUCUCUACAGCAUCACUACAGUCUACACAGAGACCUUUUUACGCGAUCGGCUAUGACGCACCGGGCGCUGGCAACUUCAAUUGGUGCAAUGUAUCAUACGCGCAGAUCUAUCGCGACGUUCAGCAGCUUGCACAAUUUACCACACGCCUUCGCACGUACUCCAGCGAUUGCGGUCAGCUAAGCAUGCUCCUGCAAGCCAUCGACACCAGCAAAGUCAACCUCACAGUCGAGGCGGGCGUCCUGAUGGACGCUCAAGAGUCUACGUUCGACCGACAGCUCGCUGCCGUCAAUGCAGCAAUGUCGAAAUACAAAGGCCGCCACAUCUCGUCCAUCAUUGUGGGCAGCAACUAUCUCUCGACGAGCAUUCGAUCUAACACAACGUCUGCCACUCAAGAGCUCGUGCGCGCCAUGACGGUCACCGCGACGGAGAUCAAACCGUUUGUCGAAGCCUUCGGCAUAGCCUCCAUUCCAAUCGGCACGGCACAAGUCGCGGGCUGCAUUGAUCCGGUCUUCGGUGCAGCAGCCGACUUUGUCAUCGCAAAUCUUCCUCCUGCUGCGUCGAGCACAGAUGUCGCACAGACAUAUGCCAACCUCGUCAAAACCCUAGGCAGUACCGGCCCGUCUGUCUAUCUCGGCAUGGCGAGCUGGCCGAAUGCGAGCAACGCGACGGCUCUCGAUCAGUUCAUACAACGGAAUCUGUGUGCACCUCGGGCAGAUCGCAUGAUGUGGCCAAUCGCUCAAGAUGCGCCGGCCGGGCUCUUCACUGCGUCAUUCGGCGAAGUUGACGCGGCUUGUGCUGUCGGGCCCUGA